GUGAGGGCAGGAACUCAAGACCCGGAAAUGGCUCCUAAUGUAAACAGACACAUGUAGGUGAGAGAUUUUUGGGGCAGGAGGGAAACGGAAUCGCGGAACAGCCAGUCGUGGUGAGAGGAGAGGCCACGGGGCCCUUGGGAUGGAGGUGAGUACAAGUCAGGCACUUCUCCCACUGGUAAAGACUUGCCUAUCCCAAGCAGCACCAAUGGAUCUCGUUGCUGGAGAUACGGCCAGGACAGACAGAGAGCUGAGGUUUGACCAAUCAGAUGCUGCCUUGAGUAGUGACAGCUUCCACGUUCCCAAAAAUGGCCGCACGCAGGGCCUAAUAACACCCAGUGUUCUUCCAGCGUCCGUCCAUCGCAGCGCUGAUGAAGACUCUCUCUACAGAAAGCGUCAGAGGACGUCAAACACAUCCAUGUGCUGCCCGGUACUUGCUCGGCCUCAAUCGUCGUCUCAGCAAGAGGCUGUAAGAUCUGGUGAAUGUACUGCCGGAGUCACAUUUAGAGGGAAAGACCAAGGAGCACUUUCAAGUCACGCUGCGCAGGGGGAACACUGUUGGGCUACACGCUCGGGGAGCAGGGUCACUGCACUGUACUCAGAACUAGUCAGAGAGCUGGAGACACAAGUAGCAGAGCUGCAUGAAAUAUUGGCGUCUCGAGAUGAGGCCGCUGCUGUGAGAGAGUGGAGGAUCCAGGAGCUGGAAGUGGAGAACCAAGAACUGAAAAGACAAAUCCGGUGUUUAGAAGAACAGAAUGAUGAACUGUCCCACCGGAGUCCGGAUGCUCCAAGUGAUGGGAAUCGACUUGUUGGGCCUGAAAGUCAUAGUGUUGCUGUCAAUGAAAGCAAUAGAUCUUUCCUGAAAAACUUGACUGGUUUUCUGGAGACAAACUCGACCCCACCAAUGUCUGCACCGCUGACGUCCUCCUCUCCCAUUUCAUUAACUGAUCCGAAAUUCACCAGACCGGAGGUUCCCACCUCUCCUGUUAUACCACAUGCAAUAGAGCCAGGACCACCAACGACUACACCAGAGGAGGUUUCCAACUCCCCCAGUGAAGGAAUGCUGAGAGUCAGUGGGGUUACCAGCGGCUUUCAGUAUUGGAUGAAAAUGGAUGAGAGUGGUGAAAACACUCUCCCAGAAUCCUGUGUGCUGUGGGAUGAACCUCUACAAGAGACUCUGCCAGAUGGUAGUCCUGCCUGGGCUUCCCCUGUAGAGGGUAAUGGUCGGCCUAAACUGGAGUUGGUUCCAUCAUCUGGGGUAUAUAUUACCUACCAGCAGCUAGAGGACCUCUCGCAUAUUCCCCCAGACAAGCCUAAACUGAUGACACGGAGACUUCUAGAUUACUUUUUCUCCCGGGAGACGCUCGCUCGAUCAUCAGCGACAGGGCAGCGCAUCGCUCACAAUAACACCACAAUGGAAAAACCACUCCGACUGCCAGAUAAAGUGGUCACUGCCAUCAAAGCGUACGUUACAAGGGCCUGCGGACGUGGUUGUAACUUUAACGCCGUGAUAAACAGCAAGUGUGGGACGUCCCGCCGGGCAGUGAAAAAGAUGUCUAUUCGGAUCGACUGGACGGAAGGAGGAGCUAAACUCUGCCCCCGAGGAGCACCCGGAUUACUUGCUCAAAAAGGCCACAACCAAAUGGAAAAGACACAAGUACCGGCGAUAAGAGGAACUGAUCCACUUCUUCCACAAUCUGUGCCACAAAAUAGCUGAGCAUUGGCAGAACUUUGACUGUUGCUGCUUUAAGCCCAGCCACACAGACUUGCCAAUGAUUGUAGGUCAGGCAGAGUUGGAGGAGGGGGGGAUAUAUUUCACACUGUGGUACAAAUCGAAUAUCUCCCCUUCUCUGCAGCUGCAAUAAAAGGUGCUGGGUCCUCGGCUACCCCUGAGUGUAUAGACAAGCAUGAAUCGUAAUGCCUCCUGUAAAUAUCAAAUAAAAAACUAUUUUAAACGCC
Xenopus laevis (African clawed frog) is the source of this 1956-nucleotide messenger RNA. RefSeq lists its product as uncharacterized. The transcript has 7 exons. Lineage: Eukaryota; Metazoa; Chordata; Amphibia; Anura; Pipidae. The record is from RefSeq and is a predicted model, not a curated record. Bases 140 to 1714 code for a protein of 524 amino acids. Gene Ontology annotation, molecular function: DNA binding.